UAGGUUGGAUGCAGCAGCAGAGCUUCAGUGUGUAUCCCGGCUCAGAGGCAGGUCCUCUCCUCUCUCCUCUCCUCCCUUUGCCUGCUCAUCACUCGGUUUUCUGACGCGUCUAGACCAACACAGAGCUCAAACAUGGAGACCACAGAGGAGCGGGACUGUUGCUUUCACCAUAGAAGACUCUCCAGGUCAGCGGAGAAAUAAGGCGGGUUUCUAACGCGACCCUCUUCCUUCUUUUCUAUUUCUGACAACAUCCUCCGACGCUGAUGCCCUGCGUGAGAAGUUACGGAUAAACCCUCUCCAGUUUGGCAACAAGCGCUGUCCACAUGCAGGAUUUUUCCUCCCAGAACUUCCUCUUCUCUGACCUCUACACCAAACUCUUCAGCCCUUCUACGAAGGAAUCUUCACACGCUGAAGACUGAAUACUGCACUGAAGAGAAACGAGCUGCCAAUGAAUCCUCUAAAGGACCAUCUGACUUCUCUGCUUGGCCUGGAGAUCUUCUAGAGAGUCGGACCUCCUUGCCAUUAUGAAAGGAUUGGGGGCCAACCGUAACAGGCACCUCUCAGAAUCCUGUGAACCCCCUACUGGCCAUCCGGAGGCCAUGUAUUCGCAGAAGACCAGCACGCUGCCCCGCAGCCCUUACUUACUCACCCCUGCAAUGGACCACUAUGGCACCAUGGACCCCCACCUUUACUCCUCAGCCAACCCACACUCCCUCCCAACAGACUGCAUGCUGCCCCUCAACAAUCAGCUGUCCAACAGCAGCACCUUUCCUAGUAUUCACUACAAUUCUUAUGACCCUUCUGAUUUUUCUCCUCCUGGGGACAGUAUUGGGGGCAUUGGCACGGGGACCAUGGGGACAUCUAUGUCAAUGGGAAUGGCAACAAGUAUGGGCAUGGCAGGACUGAGCGGACGGAUGCCUAUGAUCACAAGUGGCUCAGCGACUAUUUCGCACCACAUGACCAAGAGUCAAACCCCACCCAGUCUGCUGGAGUUUGAAAAGCAGCUACCUGGAGGUCGUGAUGGAUUCAGCACUUUGCAGUUUCACAGAGCAACUGCUGCUGCCAAGCAGCGGACAGACAGCCCUGGCCGUAUCCGUUACAUGCUGCACUCGGUGCAAAAGCUUUUUGCAAAGUCCCAGUCCCUGGAGAGCCACAACAUGAAAGGAAACGUUAAUGGACGAUCUGCUGGCAGCGUUGGAGGCUCAUCUGGCACCGAGAAUGGAGGGAAGCAUCAUCGCAGAUCCAAAAGUAAAGAUCGUGCCACAAAAUCAGAGGCAACCAAGCGACGGCCAAGAUCCAACAUGUCAGGUUAUUGGAGCUCGGACGAUUUGGACAGCAGUGACUUGAGCAGCUACCACAACUCCAUGGCCAUGAUGACUCUGGGGCACCCAACUGGCCAUGACAGCCAGAGUGGCCAGAGUAAAUACAUUCACAGUGGCUACAACACCAUCAGUUCAUCUAAAAGCAGCAAUGAAAUGAAGUAUCCAGCACUUCCUGGCCCAGGGGAUAUUGGGAGCGGAAUAGGAGGCAUGAUAUUAAAUGAUAAUGACUACGUGAAAGGGGGAUCUUGGUCUACGUUGACGAUGGGCCAACCAAGACAAGUCAUUCAAAAGGGAUCAACUACUCUGGACAGAUCCGUGCUCAAAUCUAAGUCCUGCCAACCAGAGCUGACUUGUAACUACCUACAGGUUGGACGCAGGGGUGAUUGGAGCAGCACACUAGGCCGCAGCGGGGGGUUCAAUGAAAUCCCAUGUCGUCGGAUGCGCAGUGGUAGCUAUGUGAAAGCCAUGGGAGACAUAGAAGACAGCGACGACUCAGAGGGAAGUCCUAAACCCUCGCCCAAAACAGCUGCACGCCGCCAGAGCUACCUCAGGGCCACCCAGCAGUCUCUGAGUGACCAGCUACCCCCACGCAACAGAACCCUGGAUUACACCUUGUUGCAGGGGGAGCUGGAUGCCCUGUGGUCUCCGCUCCACAGUGUGCCCUCUCUGCACCAGCUGGGCAGGUCAAUGAGCAGCUGUCUUCCAUCUCUCAGAGAGCUGUCUAAUAAUCGCAGCCUGGAUAAUCUGGACUGUAUUGGCGAAGCAGGACCUUUGGUGUCGUGGGACGAGGACGGCUUCAGCCAGGCCUGCAGCACUUUAAGCAGACACAUGGGACAGUUGCGAGAGCUGGAAAAGAGUCAGCAUUACGAUGACCGAAGCUCGGAAUCUACCUUCAGAGAUUCCCAUUCUCAGGACACCUCGGAGCCUCCAGAUCUGCCCAUGCCAACAUGCUUCCGAUCCCGCAGCCACAGCUACCUGAGAGCCAUCCAGGCAGGCUGUUCCCAAGAUGAUGACACAGCUUCCAUAGACUCAGGCUGCUCUCCGCCUCCGAUCGACUCCACCAUUCGCACUUACAGCAGCAGCACUGACGACCUUUCUACACAAUGGAAGACAUGGAAAGAACAAUUUGCCUCUUACCUGAUAGCCACUGGCUUGGACAAAGCCCCAAAGGAGAAACAACUUGCCAUUUUUCUUCAGCGUUUUGGGACAGACAGACCACGCAUCCUACCCACACACACAGUUUCCACACACAUAACAAGCUGUAAGAAGGCUGCUCCUCCACCCGUGCCUCCGCGCACAACCUCCAAGCCCUACAUCUCGGUCACAGUGCAGAGCAGUACCGAGUCGGCGCAGGACAACUACCUGGACCAGCAGGACAGGAGGUCAGAGGUCAACAGUCAGUCAAGCCACGCUCACAGCAACUCAUCUGACAGCCUGGACAGCACUCGCGCCAACAGCCUGGCUCGGGGCAUUCCCCGUCCUCCGCACAUCAUUCCCACUCCCAUCGCUACCCCGAGGGACCCAAUCGCCCCCAGCACUGCCAACGCCUCCACCGAGACAAAUGACCCAGUCGUCCAAACUGAAUUACUGAAAUCUGGAUCUAAUAAAGGGAAUCUAACCGCGGAGGAGCAUUUUGUCACCCCGUUGCCUAGAAGGAAAUUGUCUUCCAUUGGGAUACAGGUCGACUGUAUUCAGGAAGUCCCAAGAGAAGAGACGCCCCCGCUGGCCAAAUUUCAGUCAAUCGGAGUACAGGUGGAGGACGGGUGGCAGAACAGUCGCUCCAGCAGCAUGGCCUCCAAACAGGAAACAGACUCGGACACGCCGGACAUCUCUUUCGUGUCUCUUUUCAACAACGCCAAACCCUUUGAGAAAAAAGUCAUGGUCAACAGUGCCAGCCAAUCGAUGAGUUCCCCUCCUGGACAAGACUCUUUAGACAACGGAGACACCACUGGAGACACUUCCCCCCCACCACCGCCCAGGCAGAUCCUCAACCGCUCCACAACACGGAGUAGCUCCUCCUCUUUCUCUGAGAGUCUGGAUCCAGCCCUGGACCCCUCGUCUCUGCCACCUCCUGACCCAUGGUUGGAUAGUGGAAAUGGGAAUAACGGCAGCAUCUCCCAGAGCGCAGGAGGAGGAGGAACACUCUGUCGAAGAGACGGCCACUGGUUCCUGAAGCUGCUGCAGGCUGAGACGGGACGCAUGGAAGGCUGGUGUCAUCAGAUGGAGCAGGAAGCCAAAGACAACCAGCUCUCAGAAGAGGUGCUGGGAAAAGUUCGCAGUGCAGUGGGAAGCGCUCAACUCCUAAUCUCUCAGAAGUUCCAGCAGUUCCGAGGACUGUGUGAACAAAACUUGAAUGUGAAUGCCAGUCCGCGACCCACAGCCCAGGACCUGGCUGGCUUUUGGGACCUGCUGCAGCUCUCCAUCGAGGACAUUAGCCUCAAGUUUGAUGAGCUCUACCAUCUCAAGUCUAACGACUGGCAGCCUGUUUCAUCUGUAGCUGUCCAGUCGGCCCCCGAGCGGAAGGUACUUCCCACCCAUGCAGCCCAGUGCCCUGGCUGGGAACGACGACAAGGAGGCUCAUCCUGCGUCAAAGAAGCCUGGUAAGGGACGACCGACGCUCGGCCGCGAGAAGAGCGCCGACUCUUCCUCAACCUCUUUAUCUGCCUCAGCGGAAAAGCAGAGACAAGAGGCACGCAAGCGCCUGUUGGCUGCAAAGAAGGCUGCCUCGUUUCGCCAGAACUCUGCCACAGAAAGCGCAGACAGCAUUGAAAUUUAUGUCCCCGAGGCCCAAACUCGCCUUUGAGAGAAGCUUUGAGCAGGGAAGAUGAAAAAGGUAGAUAAGUGUUGGAGGAGAGAACAUAUUGCUGAGUGGAUAAGGGUUGAGGUCAUUUGAUAGGCUGGUCCUGGUUGAAACAAAAAUAGAUUUUUUUUUCUUUCUGUGUUAUUUUUUGUGCGUGUGGAGCCAACAGACUAUAAACCAGGAGAUUACUCGUUUUGAGGCUGCCACUGAAGACUUCACCUGAUGAACUUUGUCAAUUAUUUUCUUGAUAAUUAUUAGAAAACUGUUUAUGAAAUAAUUAUUAUGUCAAUUAUAGGCUAAAGAAUCUUUAUGAAGACUGUUUUAAAAGUUCUCGUAUCGUGGCUAUAAGAUUUAUUAAGCAGGUGGAAGGAAAAACCCUUCCCUCACUCUUUCUCUUCCCAGAUCACUGGCCAUCUUGUAGCUUUGCACAGCAUCACCUUGUGGCCAUCUCACAAAUUGCACACACGCCACAAAUUCCCUUCUGUACGUCUUCCUUGUGUUUAUUUUUUGGAUCGAUAAUUCUUUGGUUUAUGUGGUAAUCUGUUCUUAUCUGAAUACUUAGGUAUGAUGAAAUUCAGGUGUUUGUU
This is a messenger RNA of Nothobranchius furzeri (turquoise killifish), 4709 nucleotides long. It is a transcript of the gene dlgap4b, whose product is annotated as discs, large (Drosophila) homolog-associated protein 4b. The record is from RefSeq and is a predicted model, not a curated record. Lineage: Eukaryota; Metazoa; Chordata; Actinopteri; Cyprinodontiformes; Nothobranchiidae. Gene Ontology annotation, molecular function: molecular adaptor activity. Gene Ontology annotation, biological process: signaling. Gene Ontology annotation, cellular component: glutamatergic synapse; postsynaptic specialization.